AAGCCGGGGGACGGCGAGAGCACCCCGCCGGCCGCCGCCGAGGAGGAGCAGCCCAAGAAGAAGCACCGGCGGAACCGCACCACCUUCACCACGUACCAGCUGCACGAGCUGGAGCGCGCCUUCGAGAAGUCCCACUACCCCGACGUGUACAGCCGCGAGGAGCUGGCCAUGAAGGUCAACCUGCCAGAGGUCCGCGUGCAGGUCUGGUUCCAGAACCGACGAGCCAAGUGGAGGAGGCAGGAGAAGAUGGAGGCCAGUUCCAUGAAGCUCCACGACACCCCUGUGCUGUCCUUCAACCGGCCCCCCAUGACCCCCAACGUGGGGCCCAUGAGCAACUCCCUCCCGCUCGACCCAUGGCUGACAUCCCCCAUCUCCAGUGCCACCACGGUCCACAGCAUCCCUGGCUUCAUGGGAGCCCCCCAGGCCCUGCAGCCCCCCUAUGCUGGGCACUCCUUCCUCAACACCCCCCCGCCGAUGGCGCAGGGCAUGCAGCCCAUGGCCCCCGCGCCCUACCAGUGCAGCACCCCCUUUGUGGACAAGUACCCGCUGGAGGAGGUGGACCAGAGGAGCUCCAGCAUCGCCUCGCUCCGCAUGAAAGCCAAGGAGCACAUUCAGACCAUUGACAAGACCUGGCAGCCCAUUUGAUGAACGCUCCCCUCCGAGCUCCCCAGCCGCCGUCCUGGCUCGGCCCCGCGGCGGGCGAGGGGGGACAGCGGGUGCUCAGCAGGACC
Messenger RNA from Lonchura striata (white-rumped munia), 731 nucleotides. It is a transcript of the gene RAX2, whose product is annotated as retina and anterior neural fold homeobox 2. Gene Ontology annotation, molecular function: RNA polymerase II cis-regulatory region sequence-specific DNA binding; DNA-binding transcription factor activity, RNA polymerase II-specific. Lineage: Eukaryota; Metazoa; Chordata; Aves; Passeriformes; Estrildidae. Gene Ontology annotation, biological process: positive regulation of transcription by RNA polymerase II. The record is from RefSeq and is a predicted model, not a curated record.